Dunckerocampus dactyliophorus (ringed pipefish) is the source of this 1702-nucleotide messenger RNA. It is a transcript of the gene cinp, whose product is annotated as cyclin-dependent kinase 2 interacting protein. The transcript is spliced from 5 exons. Lineage: Eukaryota; Metazoa; Chordata; Actinopteri; Syngnathiformes; Syngnathidae. The record is from RefSeq and is a predicted model, not a curated record. The coding region runs from base 72 to 683 and encodes 203 amino acids.
AGAAGACGAAGAAGCAAGAAGUCAACGUGCGUCGAUCUCAUGGAAGCACUUCAUGAGACCAACAUGGGACAAUGACUUUACUAUUAUCAGGUGAUGUCACAAACGUGACAUUAGCAAACAGGAAGUGCCCAGCUGUAACAGGAAGUGCACGCAAGAUCAAAGACAAUGGUGCCGACUGGCACAACUUGAUGCUCCGCUGGGAGAAACUUAACGACGAAGGUUUCACUACUGUGGGAAAUAUCGUCAACGUGAGGCUGAGCGGUGUGCAGACCCCGGAACAUUCAUCAUUACAGCACAGCACGGCACAGCUGCACCAGGAAUGUUGCAAACUGCAAGACAUCAUCCACAAAAUGGCCAUAGUGGCGAAGAUGCAGCGUCUGAUGGCCUCACAGCAAGGCCUUAUGAAUCUGGAGGAGUUUCAGUUUGGACCUGAAGGCAGGAAGGUUCCCCUGUUUCAUACCUGGAGCACCAAACAGUUUGACAUGCCAUGCAGCGUCUUAUUGGACACCUUCAGCCGGGAGCUACAGCUGAAGCAGACCAUCCUGCACGAGGUGGCUCAUAGCCCGACCUCUGACCUGAGCAUGGUGUACCUGUCGUGUUGGCUGCACCAGCCGUUCAUGGCGGCACAGAGCAGAGUGGCGCUGGAGGCCAUGUUGCUGGAGACGGGCCACCGGCCUCUUUGACGUCGACGUUGUCAUCUUGGACAAACUGAGAAAAGCAAAGUGCUCAUGUUGCUCUGACGUUUUUAUUGGAAAUGAGGAAACGGCGUCAUAUGGAAGGGAGAUGGACUAUUUGUUCUAAUGAGUACAAUUGGAAAAUGGUCAUGUUAUAAAAAGUAAUAAAAUAGUGCAACUUUGUUUUUUGUAAUUAUCUACAUAUAAACAUCAUCUGUCACGUGUCCAAAUAUGAAAAAAAAAACAUUUACAUCCACACUCCUGUUUCUUAAAAAGCCGUGAUGUGGUGAAUGAAUGAACCAAUCCAGUACUUUCAUGAUUUAUGGAUCAGGUUCAAGUAAACAUCAAGACUUGGACUUGUGUCAUGUGACAGGCUAAGAAAUAAAUAAAGUAAAAUAAGGAGCAUUUAUCAAGAGAAGUCAAAGCUGCAGUAUCAAGUCUGUCACUAUUUUAACAGCUUAUGUUGCUUUGGAUCCAUCAGAGGCCUCAAUGCCCAGCAGGGCCUGGACUGCCUCCAAGGGGACCCCUUCUGGAGUUUGGAUAUGCAUUGUGGUCCCGUCUGGCCCGUUGACGAUGACAAUGCGCUCUUCUCCAGGUUCUGCUAGCUGGACUGUCAUUCCCUCAGUCUGGAUGUAGAUUUCCUGGCCCUCUUCAAGUUCUUUGGUCUGGCAGGACUCUGCAAGGUCCAAGGCUGUCUGGCACACAGGUGCCACAUCCUGGACUGAGCAGGAGUCAGGUGUCUGGGCGGAUACUGGAGGAGACUUUUCUCGACUCUUCACCUGUUGGAUCUGGUUUUGAGCUUCUGUCAGGGGGGCCUCCUCCCCCUGGUGGUUACCUGUGGUCACCUCCAUGGGUGUGACGGGGGGAGGAGCCUGUGUGGUCUCAGUGGAGCUGAAAGAUCACAAACAACCACUCAGAAACCUGCCAGGACCAAUCAGCCAAUCAGGAGCUCAACUCACCGGGAUGAGUCUGUGGCAGUGGAGACGCACAGUUUGGCUUCACUUGGAAUGGGUGGCGACGGUGAGACU